CUCACAGUUUGAUAAGGACUUGCAAUGGACUCCCCACCACUAAUCACAAUUUGAUGCCCCGUAUCGAGAUCAAUUAGUUUCCGAUAUCAACGACGUACGAGUGGAAAAUAUCAUAUUCAACACAAGACUGGCGAAACGCAAUAACAUAUUAUAAAUACCCCAGUUUUAUCAAGUUAUAUUCUUUCAGACGUAAUUUAAAAAUGGCUUCAACAGUUGAUUCGAAAAGUGAGUUAAACCGGCUUUUGCACGAAACAUUUACCUCUCCAGUGCGUAAGGGAUACAUCACUGUGCAAGGGUUCUGCUUACCCGAAAGAUACCAAAAGUUUGCACAAGCGAUCGAGGAUUUCGAAGUGAAAGAUGACGACGUUUGGGUUUGCAGUUUCCCUAAAACCGGAACUACGUGGACCCAGGAAAUGAUAUGGUGCAUCGCAAACAAUGCGGAUUUUGAAAAGGCAAAAGUUCCCCUGAACAUAAGAUUUCCAUUUCUCGAGUUCUCUGCGCUAUUUGAUUUUGCCGCAGUACCUGCUCAUCCGGAAAUGAAAAAUGAUUUGACGAUCACGGACAGCGUGACCUACACGAAGAAUCAAACCAGUCCAAGAUUUAUCAAGACUCAUUUACCUUUUCGUUUAUUACCACGACAGAUUCGAACGGGCGAAAAGAAACCAAAGAUCAUCUACGUUUGCAGAAAUCCCAAAGACACUUGCAUUUCUUACUAUUACCACUGUAAACUAGUAGAGGAUUAUCGUGGCGAUUUCAACACCUUCUGUCGCCUUUUCUUGGGUGACACAUUGGGCUACACUCCAUAUUGGGAUAAUCUUGUCGAGUUUUGGCAUAAAAGGAACGAGCCUAACAUACUAUUCUUGAAGUACGAGGACAUGAAAGCUGAUUUAUCUGCGGUGAUCAAGAAAUCAGCAGCGUUUUUGAACAAAUCCGUGUCCGAUGAUCAAAUGAAGUUGUUGCUGGAUCAUCUAAGUUUUGCCAGCAUGAAAGCCAAUCCGGCUGUAAACUAUGAGCACGUAGUUGAAAAUAUUAAGAAGCGCCGAGAGGUUGUCGGAAAUGAUAAAUUCAUACGGAGUGGUAAAGUUGGUCAAUGGAAGGAAGAAAUGCCUGAAAAUAUUAUACAGCAGUUCGAUAAGAUGACAAAGGAAAAAUUAUCUGUACACAACCUCUUCUUCUAAACUAAAAAAUGUCAUAAUAAACAGUUAUUUGUUAAAUCUUAA
This is a messenger RNA of Megachile rotundata (alfalfa leafcutting bee), 1220 nucleotides long. RefSeq names its product luciferin sulfotransferase. The record is from RefSeq and is a predicted model, not a curated record. NCBI's taxonomy places the organism in Eukaryota, Metazoa, Arthropoda, Insecta, Hymenoptera, Megachilidae. Gene Ontology annotation, molecular function: sulfotransferase activity.